This is a messenger RNA of Micromonas pusilla CCMP1545, 1125 nucleotides long. RefSeq lists its product as uncharacterized. The coding region runs from base 1 to 1125 and encodes 374 amino acids. NCBI's taxonomy places the organism in Eukaryota, Viridiplantae, Chlorophyta, Mamiellophyceae, Mamiellales, Mamiellaceae. The transcript has 2 exons. The record is from RefSeq and is a predicted model, not a curated record.
AUGACGACGUCCUGGCUGACGCUCGACCGGUGCGCGAACUGCGGCAGCCAGGACGCGUCGUGCAAGAAAUGCGGCGCGUGCCUCGCGGUCGCGUACUGCGACCGCGAGUGCCAGUCCACGCAUCGCGCGCUCCAUCGCGAGGAGUGCGACGCGGUCGUCGCGAUGCGGCGCGCGGACGACGACGCGCGCGCGUUCACGCUCGCGAUGCAGCGCGCGGAGCGCGAGGUGCACUCCGGUCGCCACGUCGCGCUGUACGAGCGCGCUAUGAUGCACGGCGUCCGCGCGGUCGACGCGUACAAGUCGCUCGGCCCUCGCGCGUUCGCGCGAACAGCGAGCGCGCUCGUGAACCUCGCCGAGUGCUCGCACCAGCUCGGCCGCGUCGCCGAGGCGCUCGAUCGCGCGCGCCGCGCGGAGGCGGCCGCGAACGACGACGUCGACGUCGACGCGCCGCCGCCGCUGUGGUUGCGCGUCCACGCGAACGACAUCUCCGCGCCGCGCGGGUGGAAGGGGGGCGACGUCGCGCAGGUGCUGCAUCUCUUCGCGCUCGCGCACGCGAUGCACGGCAAGGUGCUGUGCUCGCCGGGCGGCUUUCAGGCGCGCGGCGGCGACGCGUCGUCGUGGUUUCGCGAGUGCGCGUGGCGGCUGCGCGACGCCGCGGAACAGUUCUCGAUGCUCGCGCGAAAUGGGUAUCCGAACCUGCGCGCGAACGCGGUGGACGCGUUGUUUCACUUCGCGGACGCGUGCGCGCGCGCGGCGAGGAUGAACGCGGGCGCGGGCGCGGGCGCGAGGGCGGAGGACGUGAUCGACGCGCGAGACGCGACGCGGCGGCCGCCUUCGAGCGACGAAGCGAAGAAUAACGACCCGGACGCGGACGCGGACGCGGACGCGGACGCGGACCCGCCGUCGUUUCUGGACGGCAUCGGGGAGGACGCCGCGGGGACGUUCGAGGGCGUCAUCGCGCACGUGGUGGACGCGGCGCUCCAGUACGCGCGCGAGGACGUCGGCGAGGAGGGGGCGGAGCGGUUGGAACACGCGUACGCGGCGGCGGCGUACGCGACGCGAGGGCUGCCGAGAAUGCGGUGCGUUCUAUACACUGGUCCCCAUACGACCCCGUCGGCGUGGUGA